This is a messenger RNA of Ceutorhynchus assimilis (cabbage seed weevil), 2749 nucleotides long. NCBI's taxonomy places the organism in Eukaryota, Metazoa, Arthropoda, Insecta, Coleoptera, Curculionidae. The record is from the annotation of a GenBank genome assembly.
UUGUCUUUGUCACUUGCCGUAAUAUUUUCAUUCCCUUGAUUCUGGCAAAUGUAAAUUAAAUAAAAAGUUAGAAAUUAAAUUUCGAAUGUAAACCAAUAAAUAAUCGCAUAUCAGAAUAUGGAAGGGGCAUGUAAUAAUACACAGAAGAAUGGAACAAUUAUUAUUAAAAUGUAAGUAGAUAACUAACUAGUAUUUACUUUGAUUUCUCAUGUUCGAGAAUGUUACAAAUCGGAAUUCCCGCGUUUUUUUUGUCAAAACUGACCUAACCUCAACAUCACAAAAUUCAAAUUACACAAGAUUUCACCACCACCAAACAAACUAUUGCGUAUCAAAAGUUUAUUAGUGUUUAAAGUGAAUAUUUAGUGGAACAAACUUGUCUAUUUCUUUUAAAUGGGGCCUCCAAAGCGUCCCAAUUACAAGCCUGAAAAGGCAUCGAAAAAACGCAAAAAGGAUGAAGAAGAAACAUGGAUUCCUGAAGAAGAGGACACCACAGAAAAUGAAGGGGCAGCUGUGCCAGAAGCAGCCGCCCGAAAUGCCGAGAAAAACGACGAAAAAAUUCAAGAAGAUGAAUUUGGGGCCAAAGAUUAUAGAAGCCAAAUGAUAUUGAAACCCGAUAAUGUAUCAAGACCUUUAUGGGUAGCUCCGAAUGGACACAUAUUCUUAGAGUCAUUUUCUCCAGUUUAUAAACAUGCACAUGAUUUUCUUAUAGCCAUCUCUGAACCUGUAUGCAGACCAGAACAUAUUCAUGAAUAUAAACUAACAGCUUAUUCGUUGUAUGCUGCAGUAAGUGUUGGUUUGCAAACCAAUGAUAUUGUUGAAUAUUUAAAAAGACUAAGCAAAACAACUGUACCAGAAGGUAUAAUAGAAUUUAUAAAACUGUGUACUUUAUCUUAUGGCAAGGUUAAACUUGUAUUGAAACACAAUAAGUAUUUUGUGGAAAGUCCUUUUCCUGAAAUCUUACAAAAAUUACUCAAAGAUCCUGUUAUACAAGAAUGUAGAUUAAGGAGGACUGUGGAGGCUGAAGGUGAAGAUGGAUUUAUUACACAGGUACAGGAUAAGAAGAGUGCACUGACUUUUGGUGCAAAACCUAGUACCUCUACAGAAACUAAUAGUGAAGGUACAGCAAUUCCAGAUGACAUAACCAACUUUUACGAGAAAAUGGAUAAUGAAGAAGAUGAAGAAGAAUCAAACCUGGAGACUGUAUCUUUUGAAGUUAACCAAGAAAAAAUUGAAGUCAUACAAAAGAGGUGUAUCGAGCUUGAAUAUCCUUUGCUGGCUGAAUAUGAUUUCAGAAAUGAUACAGUGAAUGCUGACAUCAAUAUCGAUCUGAGACCUUCUGCAGUUUUGAGGCCUUACCAAGAGAAGAGUUUAAGGAAAAUGUUUGGCAAUGGAAGAGCGAGAUCUGGCGUUAUAGUGUUGCCUUGUGGAGCAGGAAAAUCUUUGGUUGGAGUUACAGCAUGUUGUACAGUGAGAAAAAGAGCUUUGGUAUUGUGUAAUUCUGGCGUAUCUGUAGAGCAAUGGAAGCAACAAUUCAAAAUGUGGUCUACAGCCGAUGACAGUAUGAUUUGCAGGUUCACCUCUGAAGCCAAAGACAAACCAAUGGGCUGUAGUGUAUUAGUAACAACAUACUCAAUGAUAACCCAUACACAAAAACGUUCCUGGGAAGCGGAACAGACCAUGAAAUGGCUUCAAGAACAAGAAUGGGGUAUUAUGGUUUUGGAUGAGGUACACACAAUUCCAGCCAAAAUGUUUCGAAGGGUAUUAACACUUGUACAGUCUCAUUGCAAACUUGGACUGACAGCCACGCUGCUGAGAGAAGAUGAUAAAAUUGCUGAUUUGAAUUUUUUAAUUGGCCCAAAGUUGUAUGAAGCUAAUUGGUUGGAGUUGCAAAAGAAAGGAUUUAUUGCCAGAGUCCAAUGUGCUGAAGUUUGGUGUCCAAUGACUCCAGAAUUCUACCGUGAAUACUUAGUGUGCAGAACAAGCAAAAGAUUAUUGCUCUAUGUAAUGAAUCCAAAUAAAUACAGAUUAACGCAGUAUCUGAUAAGAUAUCACGAACGGCGUGGAGAUAAAACCAUCGUAUUUUCAGACAAUGUUUUUGCAUUGAAGCAUUACGCUAUAAAAAUGAAUAAACCUUAUAUUUAUGGCCCAACAACUCAAAGCGAAAGAAUCCAAAUUCUACAAAAUUUCAAAUUCAAUCCAAAAGUCAAUACGAUUUUCGUUUCUAAAGUGGCAGACACUUCGUUUGAUUUACCUGAGGCCAAUGUCUUGAUUCAAAUUUCUUCGCACGGAGGUUCUAGAAGGCAAGAAGCCCAAAGAUUGGGGCGUAUUUUGAGAGCCAAAAAAGGAGCAAUAGCUGAAGAAUAUAACGCCUUUUUCUACACCCUGGUAUCACAAGACACAAUGGAAAUGGCUUAUUCUAGAAAACGUCAACGGUUUUUGGUGAAUCAAGGUUACAGCUAUAAAGUGAUUACAAAAUUGUCUGGGAUGGAUAGUGAGACAGAUUUACAUUACAAAACUAGGGAGGAACAAGGACAAUUGUUGCAACAGGUAUUGGCUGCUAGUGAUAUUGAUUGUGAAGACGAGAGAGUGCCUGGUGAAGGAGGUCCAAGAGGAGGCCCAGGAGGCAAUCGCAGAGUCGGGCAUAUGGGCUCAAUGUCAGGAGCUGAUGAUGCUGUAUACUAUGAGUUUAAAAAAUCUAAUGUCAACAAGCAUCCCUUAUUUAAGAAGUUUAGAUAUUAAUUUUUUUUAU